UGAUAAUGAGUAUUACCUAAAUUUCACCAUUGUUUUUGCAAUCAUUGUGUUAGAUCCUGGGAAUGUCUGUGGAUGUAGGUCAAAAAAGGCAAGCACUAGGACCAUGAAGAAGACUCAAGGCUGUAUAUUUUGUCUGGCAAAGUAGAUGCAGCCUGCCCGAGCCGAGAAAGCAGUCAGAGAAUGAGUUUACAUCUGUUGAUCAGAUUAAACUUGAGUGUCAACACCGAAAAGGAUUAGCUGUAUGUGAUAGCAUGCAAAAAUAUGUUUUAUAAUGUAUUUACUUAUAUUUUUAUUUGGAAAAUGCACUAAGGGAAAGUAAAAAAAAAACAAAUAGUUGUUAAAUGAUACAAAACUAAAUUAUAAGACACAAAUUCAAAGCAAAAUAUACAAAAUGGUAUGUUCUGGAUAAAAUUAACUUACCUUUUUACAGCGUGGUGACUUGUAUUGCUCAUAACUGCUAAUUUUGGGUGAUAAAAUACAGUACCUUAUUAUACCUUAUUGAAAAAUACAUGCGACUAGGCUAUUGGAAUAAGGCAGGACGACUCUAGCAAUGAGCUGUUUAAAAUGAUCUCUAUCCAUCCGGCUGUCUUUACAAUAUGACAUUUAGGAAAAGGUGGAGGCUUAGAUUAUGCAGGUUACCGUUUCUUUUCUUCUGGUUACUGUUAGGAUUCUUUAUCAUGAUAGUGACACAUCUGGACCCUCUUUUUGGGGAGUUUAAGGAACCAGCCGCUGCGUGGCAUGAGCGCGUCGUGGGUCAGCCAGACUUCGAGGAAAUUCUGGAGGGGCGAGACCAGCUUGAAAUGGACGGACUCUCCCCUUUAAAGAAGUCUUUCAAAGAGGACCAGUUGAUAAUCGUCCCUUCGAAACUUAAAAGGAAAGCGAAUGAUGUUAAGAAGGGGAAUUACAAAUUUGUGAAGCCUGGUAGUGGUAAGAAAGGUGAAAAGAGUACUGUUGUACACGGCGACCUGGGAAAACCAGUUCAUCUUAAACUGAACGGGUUUGAAAAGGAUACAGAGAAGUCUGGACUGGCAAAGCACGGGUUUAAUGAAGCUGUCAGUGAGAGAAUCUCUCUGCAUAGGAGACUCCCAGAGGUACGCCAUCCUUUAUGCCUGCAUCAGCAGUACAGCAAAAAGUUGCCCACUGCCAGUGUCAUCAUCUGCUUUCAUAAUGAGGCUUGGUCCACCCUCCUGAGAACCAUACACAGCGUUCUGGACACAGCACCCAGAAAUCUUCUGAAGGAAGUCAUCCUUGUGGACGACCUCAGCCAACAAGGACAUCUGAAGACAGCUCUCAGUGAGUACAUUUCCAGGCUGGAUGGGGUCAAAUUGAUCCGGAGCAAUAAGCGCUUGGGGGUUAUUGGUGGACGCUUGCUUGGAGCUGCACGAGCGUCUGGGGACGUGCUUGUCUUCAUGGACUCGCACUGUGAAUGUCACAAGGGUUGGCUGGAGCCGCUGCUGGACAGAAUUGCGGGGGACAGAAGCCGUGUUGUGGCCCCAGUUAUAGAUGUAAUUGACUGGAAGACGUUUCAGUAUUACCACUCGGUUGACCCACAGAGAGGAGUCUUUGACUGGAAGCUGGAUUUCCACUGGGAGCCGAUCCCCAAGUAUGAGAAGGAGCAGCGCGGCUCCCUGGUCAGCCCAGUCAGGAGCCCCGCUUUGCCAGGGGGAGUGCUGGCUGUGGAAAGACAUUACUUCCAGAACAUUGGUGCCUACGAUCCUGGCAUGUCUAUAUGGGGGGUGGAGAAUAUGGAGUUGUCAAUCAGGGUGUGGCUGUGUGGCGGGUCCCUGGAGAUCCUGCCCUGUUCCCGUGUUGGGCACCUGUACCGACAUCGUGUUCCGUACUCUCUACCUGACGAGGAGACUGUCGUGAAGAACAAGAUCAGAGUGGCUGAGACUUGGCUUGACUCCUUUAAGAACAUCUUCUACAAGCGGGACAUGGCAGCAUACCUAAUAGGCAAGGCUGAGGCACCCAACUGUACAGAAAGGGUACAGCUGAGCAGAAGACUUGGGUGCAAAGACUUUCACUGGUGUUUCCUGACUCAAAACAUCCCCCAGAACUAUGUGCAAUAUUAAUAUCUUUCUAAAAACCUGUAUUUAAAGCUGUACAAUGUUGGCACUGGCUAUUGUGCAGAUUACAAGACCAGGUGGGGUGCUGCUGGAGGUCCUGUCCAGCUCUCCCCUUGCAGUGGUAAUGGCAAUCAGCACUCUGAAUACAACAGUAUGAGGGAAAUCCGGUUUGGCUCUGGAGGGCAGUUCUGUUUCGAUGUCAGACAGGAGCAGGUGAUUGUGUCAGAAUGCACCUUACAAGAACAAGCCCACUUCAGACAGCAAUGGGAAGUACGACAGCAGAGUGGUGGAAUUGCCCAUAUCCUAACUGCAAAAUGCAUAGAAGCUGUGAAAAGUGGAGCAAGUCUGGGGCUGUUUCUGCGACCAUGCAGUCCGGUUGCCAGGCAACAUUGGCAUUUUGAGCAGCUGAUAGCCAUGAACGAGGAGUGAUUUGCCUGCCCUACUACAGUGUGAUGCAUGCAAUGUUUCGAGCUGUGGAGUAGGAUAUGUAGACAAAUGUUGCAGAAAGGAUGAGUAAUCCAAUAGAGCAGAAUCUAUAUAUACUGUGUUUAUCAACUGUAGGUAAAAUGGAAUCCUAAUCAAAAGCGAACCCAAUGAUUUAUGCAUGUCCAGGAUGCCUUAGCCUACAUUUUGUAUUAAAAUGCUGGUCAUUGAAUAUUUAUGUAAACAAAAAAAAAAAAGUAAUGCAUUACAGUUUUACAUUUCUUUCUGUAAUGGUUCUGCUUUAGAUGUUUUAUACUCUACUAUUGUCAUUAAACAAUAAGCACUUGUAACAGGAGGUUCUAUAGGUUUCUGGAGGAAAUCACUUAUUGGUGCCACCCUUUAUGUGAUAGAGACAGUGGUUGUAAGUGGCUUUGCUUCUUGACCCUGAAUUAGCUGCAGUAGCAGUCUAGCAGUUCUGGGAGUUUAGAGUAUGUUGGAAAACAGCUUGCUUACCAGAAGGACAUGCGUGGCAACAGUGUGACCUACAAACAGGAAAGAGACCUGGUAAAAGUCAAAAGCUGUCCUAAAAUAAAGUCUUGUAUGUAAAUGAGAGCAUAGGCACGCCAAGUAAAGGCUUUAGAGGCUAACUAUUAAUGACAAAAAACAUGUUUAGUGGUUUAUUGAGACACACUAUUGAAAGCAUGGGAUAUUUGGGAUUGUGACACGGACUGUAUUUAAAUGAUUCUGUUCUAUCAUUCUGACUUUGACAAUCCUAACUGUCAAUGCAAAAGAUUUUGCCAGGUGAUUGUAACCACUGCUUUUUGUUUUAAGGCAUACAUAAUAAUCUAGUGCCAGUAUACACUGUGUUAUGUAGAUGUACAGUAUUUAAUUCAAUUGAUUGUUUU
Molecule: messenger RNA, 3394 nt
Organism: Polyodon spathula (Mississippi paddlefish)
Lineage: Eukaryota; Metazoa; Chordata; Actinopteri; Acipenseriformes; Polyodontidae
Product: polypeptide N-acetylgalactosaminyltransferase 15-like
Exons: 10
Cellular component (GO): Golgi apparatus
Source: RefSeq, a predicted model, not a curated record